Ornithorhynchus anatinus (platypus) is the source of this 997-nucleotide messenger RNA. RefSeq names its product BCL2 associated agonist of cell death (gene BAD). Gene Ontology annotation, biological process: apoptotic process. The coding region runs from base 102 to 566 and encodes 154 amino acids. The transcript has 4 exons. The record is from RefSeq and is a predicted model, not a curated record. NCBI's taxonomy places the organism in Eukaryota, Metazoa, Chordata, Mammalia, Monotremata, Ornithorhynchidae.
GGGAGGGGGCCGGGCUCCUGCCCCGCCACUGGGAGAGAGGCGCGGCUCGGCCAAGUUGCUGCCGCCGCGGCCGCCCGGACAAUGCCCCCCAGGAGCUGACCAUGUUUCAGAUUCCGGAGUUUGAGCCGAGCGAGCGGGGGGACGUCUGCACCCCGGGAGGUGACCCCAGCCAGGCCCCAGCGGGACCGGGGGGCCUGGGUCGCCACACCCACACCUCCCCCGACCUAGCGUCGCACCUCCCCGGACGGAGGCCGCCGCCCGCGGCCCACCUCAGUGAAGGUCCCAGAGCAAAGGAGCCGUCCGGACGCCUGAACUCGGAACCCCCGGAUUCCGAGGCGGAGGAACACAGCCCGUUUAGGGGUCGCUCGCACUCGGCACCCCCCAUCCUCUGGGUCGCCCAGCGUUACGGCCGCGAGCUCCGCAGGAUGAGUGACGAGUUCGACUGCACUUUCCAGGGUCUGCCCCGGCCGAAGAGCGCGGGCACCGCGGCGCAGUUGCAGCGACCCUCGGGCUGGACCCGCGUCCUCCGCUCCUGGUGGAAUCGCAGCUCCAGCUCUGCCCAGUGACCGCUGACGUCACGCCCCCGGCCCCGCGCCGGACCGGAAGCCGCCGGCGGCCAUCUUGAGUGCGGGCGGAAGUCCGUCCCCCCGUUUGGGGGCUCCGUAUCUCCCCGCUCCGGAGCCCCUUCCCGGCCGGGCCACGCUCCCCGUGCGGACCGCCCUCGCCCCGGAGGCGCAGAAGGAGUUCGGAGCCCGGCCGCCUUACCUCUACAACGACCCGCGGCCACCGGCGGCGGGGGGAGGGGGUCCGCCCUCGAGAAAUAUGGCCGCCGGAAGUGACGUCUCCGGGCAGGCCCCACUUCCGGCGUUGGAGCCGAAGGGGGCGUGGCCGCCUCGGCCCCUGCCGGAGUUAACCGUCUGUUGCCCGAAGCGCUGGAGGCUGGGCGAGCUCCCGCCUCCGCCCCCCCAACGUGGAAAUAAAGACACUAUUUGCUGUC